This is a messenger RNA of Peronospora matthiolae, 1203 nucleotides long. Lineage: Eukaryota; Oomycota; Peronosporomycetes; Peronosporales; Peronosporaceae. The record is from the annotation of a GenBank genome assembly.
AUGCGAUGCGCGAGCAAGGCCGCCGAGAGCGCGUCUGCACGUCUCUGUGCGGACGCCGAAGCAGAAACAACAGCAACUGAUGUCUCAUCGGUUGCUGAAGCGACUCAGCCUGUGUCACUUGGUGAUGCAGGCGCUGGCCAUGAAGACACUCGUGUCUUCACAGAGUAUGAGCUCGGUGUCUUGUACUCUCCUGAUACGGAUGACGGAUCCGUAUCGACGGCGAUCGAAUCUAAGCCGCCUGCCAAGCGUGGCAUGGAUGAUGCUAUGCGUCGUAGCAUCUUUGGUUCAUCUGAUGAAUCAGAUGAACCAUCGCCGAAGCGAAGGCGCUCGAGGUCGCGAGACUCGGGCGCUAACAGUGGUGUCGGUUCUCCUAUGGACACCACUUCACAGCGAGGUGCCAGUACUUCUGUCGGCACGUCGCAGGAAGAGCGGGACCGCAAUGUCUUGCGUCUCGCUCCCGAGAAGAAGGCAUGGAUGCCUCCUAAAACUGUCAUGGAUCACUUUUCGGCGACGACGAGUGAUCGUUAUCGAACACGAAUAUUCGAUUCGUCAAGGAUCCAUCACCUUGACCCCAGCGCGAAAAACUAUCGCGCUGAACAUGAAUUCUUCAUCGACGCUUUCUUCAGACAUCGAUGGUACAGUGGGAACCACAAGCGUGACGGUCCCUCACUACUUCAGGCGUGGAACGCCUACAUCCAUAACCUCGAGGAUGUAGGUAGUGACGCUUGGAACGACAAACUUAUCAAAGCUCGUGAUAAGUUUGAAAAGCGAACCCCGACGGGUGCACGCUACAAUCUGCAUCGCUUACCUCCUUACCAGCCCGUGGUGGCGCGUACGUUCUCUACUGAGAUGUACGAAGGGAUUGACAACCUGAAAUCCCUUUACGACCGUGCCGGGAAGACUUUCUCCGGAGGUCCUUCUGCGGCACAGGAUGUGCCGCGUCGUACUGCUCAACCAGACCCAGUACGUCAACCAUCAGCUGGGAGCGGGGCUCCCAAGAAUCCCAGGACGGGGGAUAGCCGCGCCAGCGGACGAGAUAACUCGUCCGACGUCCGUUCACGUCGCGGUGGUUCAACAGCUGCUCAACUAGAUAGCGCUGGCCACCACGAGAGUCCUCUAAUGGAGGUGGAGGAGGAGGAAAGACGCUCUCCACACGAUCGUGGGGAUCCGUGUGUGUUCCCGAGAGCUUCUUUGAUCGCGUAA